Molecule: messenger RNA, 1565 nt
Organism: Ceratitis capitata (Mediterranean fruit fly)
Lineage: Eukaryota; Metazoa; Arthropoda; Insecta; Diptera; Tephritidae
Gene: Rdh12
Product: retinol dehydrogenase 12 (all-trans/9-cis/11-cis)
Exons: 6
Coding region: 425-1393 (322 amino acids)
Source: RefSeq, marked validated
UGGCUGUAGAUGUCUCGACUAUCAAUUCAAUUUUGAACGUCUUCAAUAUGCAAGUAAAAUUUUCAUACAAUAUCGGAGUUAUAUUUUUUAAACGUUUAUAAUACGAAGUAAUUUGUAUAUUAUCAGUAGUAGAAGAAUAAGCAGAUGUUUCUCUUUACUUCUAUGAGCACAUAUGAGUAAGUGAAUUAUGUUUGUUUUGUAUAAUCAUGCAACUCUGUAGGCGUUUCUCUCUUGGCCAUUUAAGCAAAGAUAGUUGGCGUUGUGGGUGGUAUAUGUUCUAUACUAUAGGUCAACAUUAAUUACCAAUAUCUUAUUGCUUUGUCAUUCAUUAAUUUCUUACUUCUCGCCAAAACAAUAAAAUAUAUUAAAAACUUAAAGUCUUGCGUAAUAAUUUGGAGAUUUUUUUUUAUCAAUUUUUAAAACCAUGGAGCAAUUUCUAUAUUUAUUUAUUGGUGCCGGUGCUCUCUGGCUAAUGAGAUUGUAUAUGCAAGGAGGAAAAUAUAAUAAGAAUACAACAGCUUUGGGAAAAGUAGUCAUCAUAACGGGAGCUAACACAGGCAUUGGGAAAGAAACUGCUCGAGAACUGUCUAAACGAGGCGCUACAAUUUAUAUGGCUUGUCGUGAUAUGGUAAAAUGUGAAAAGGCUCGCCAAGAACUAAUAAAAGAUACUUGUAACAAAAAUAUUCAUAGCAUGAAACUAGAUUUGGCCUCACUUAAAUCUAUUAAAGAGUUUGCGGAUAACUUCAAGAAAAAAGAAUCGCGGCUAGACAUUCUAAUCAAUAAUGCUGGAAUCAUGGCCUGCCCUCGUAUGGCUACCGAAGACGGUUUCGAAAUGCAAAUUGGCGUUAAUCACUUAGGACAUUUCUAUUUAACAAAUUUGCUGCUUGACCUCCUGAAGAAAUCGGCUCCUAGUCGGAUUGUGAUGCUGUCAAGUUUGUCUCAUAGGUUUGGCCCAUUUAAGAAACAUGAUUUCCUAAGUGAAAAUUCUUAUAGCCCAUCAAAAGUUUAUUCGCAUAGUAAAAUUUCGAAUAUUCUUUUCGCACAUGAAUUAGCCAAGCGUUUACAGGGUUCAAAAGUGACAGUUAACUCAUUGCAUCCCGGCGUUGUUGACACAGAAUUGGUGCGAUACUAUAAAAUAUUUAACAUCCCGAUUUUGAGCCCUAUCGUUAGUGCUUUGAAGUGGAUAUUUUUCAAAACAACUCCAAAUGGAGCUCAGACUACCAUUUAUGCUGCUCUUGAUCCAGACUUGGAAUUAGUAAGUGGUGCUUAUUUUAGUGAUUGUCGGCCUACCAAAACUGCAGCAGUUGCUCGAAAUGACGAGCUUGCCAAAUGGCUGUGGGUAGAAAGCGAUCGCCUAAUCAAUCUGAAAUUAGUUCAAUUGAAUUUGAAAUAGAAUAAAAUGCGAUACAUUUAACAUAUGGUAAUGACGUCUCUAAUGUGCCCACUGGCACCUCAUUCCUUAAAUAUUUUUCACGUUUUGCAACUGUUUUUGUAAGUGGUAUUCAUUAUAGAGAAUUGUUGACAAUGUAUAUUUAAAUAAAUAAAUUUUAAGAACUAACAACGUA